CAGCAGGGGGCGCUCCGUUCCGAGGCGGCCUGGAGGUGAAGCAUCUCAACGGGUAAAGUUCCGCUAUAGAGUACGGAAGAGUGCCAUCGAGUCGGAGAGGAAAGUGUGCAAAAUCCAAUUAAAAUGGGUUUCGUCAAAGUGGUGAAGAACAAGGCAUACUUCAAGAGAUAUCAAGUCAAAUACCGACGAAGGAGAGAGGGCAAGACGGACUUCUUCGCACGCAAACGCUUGGUUGUACAAGACAAGAACAAGUACAACACCCCCAAGUAUCGUCUGAUUGUUAGACUGUCCAACAGGGACAUCUGCUGCCAGAUUGCCUAUGCAAAAAUUGAAGGGGACUGCAUUGUGUCUGCGGCGUACUCCCACGAGCUGCCCAAGUAUGGCAUCCCUGUGGGUCUCACUAACUACGCUGCGGCGUACUGCACUGGCUUGCUGCUGGCUCGCAGGCUGUUGCACAAGUUUGGCAUCGAUCAGGUGUACGAGGGUCAGGUGGAGGUGACGGGCGACGAGUUCAACGUGGAGAGCGUGGACGGUCAGCCGGGCACCUUCACCUGUUACCUGGAUGCGGGCCUGGCCAGAACCACUACGGGAAACAAAGUGUUUGGAGCGCUAAAGGGAGCAGUGGACGGAGGACUGGCCAUCCCUCACAGCCUGAAACGCUUCCCCGGUUACGACACCGAGAGCAAGGAGUUUAACGCUGAGGUGCAUCGGAAACACAUCAUGGGCAUGAACGUGGCCGACUACAUGUCCUGCCUGAUGGAGGAGGACGAGGAGGCAUAUAAGAGGCAGUUCUCUCGCUUCAUCAAGAACGGAGUCGCACCCGACACGGUGGAGGAAAUGUACAAGAAAGCACACGCCGCCAUCAGAGCAAACCCUGUUCAUGAAAAGCAACCCAAAAGAGAAGUCCAAAGGAAGAGAUGGAAUCGCGCCAAGUUGUCUCUGGCUCAGAGGAAGGACCGCGUUGCCCAGAAAAAAGCCAGCUUCUUACGAGCACAAGAACGGGAGGCGGAGGACGUGAUGCUAUGACAGGAAUGCUGACGACACUUGAGCUCUUCACAUUGGUCCCGUUACACGUUCUAUACUUGAAUCAAUGACUCAAAAGGGGACAGGAGAGGGCAGCUGAUGUGAUAGAAAAGACAGCAAAAUAGUGUCAUUGUGCAAAAGUCAUGCAUUAACAUCUUUUGAGCAUCCAGCAGCGCACAACUUCCUGGAUGAUAUUUUACAAAGUGACUUCAUUGUCAGCGGCGUCUUUAGAAUAGAAUAAGGUUGAUAAAAAAGAUCUGUGGAACAUUCCAGCAUGAUUCCUAUGGCACUGUGAUGGGUCCAAGCCCAAAGUGAUACAGUACGACAUUCACAAAUGAACACACAUGGCUGUCAUAAAGAUGUUAUUGUGCUUCUUCCUAGUAGAUUCGGUGGCCUAAAACGUCCCUCCGGUUAGCGAUGAUUCCUUCCGAGCUUUGUCAAAAGUAAGCAUGCAAAAAACCUCCCAUUAUAGACUUUGAUUGUUCAUAUCUUCAUACUAACUGAAAGCAAUAGAAAUUGAUUGGCUAGUCUUCAAUAAGCCUCCCAGGUAUGGGUGAUCCAGCAGUAAUAUGCAAGUGGGCACAAGUAUUGGGACACCUCCCUAUUCCUCUAAGACGGGUGGAACU
Doryrhamphus excisus (bluestripe pipefish) is the source of this 1649-nucleotide messenger RNA. It is a transcript of the gene rpl5a, whose product is annotated as ribosomal protein L5a. NCBI's taxonomy places the organism in Eukaryota, Metazoa, Chordata, Actinopteri, Syngnathiformes, Syngnathidae. Gene Ontology annotation, biological process: ribosomal large subunit assembly; translation. Gene Ontology annotation, molecular function: structural constituent of ribosome; 5S rRNA binding. Gene Ontology annotation, cellular component: ribosome; cytosolic large ribosomal subunit. The record is from RefSeq and is a predicted model, not a curated record.